GCGGAGCACUGUAGUACUAGUACAUGUGCGACCGAUUGCACGCUGAACCAGUAGCCGUACUCGACUAGUAGAGCCGAGUGGAAGGAAGCAAGGACACAGAGAAUUGACAAAAAUCACGCAAGGGCGAGGCGAGGCGAGGCGAGGAGGAGAGAGAAGCAAGAGCAAAAGCUGAAAAAGAGGAGCACCACUCGUGGGGUGGGGGUUAAAACCCCGAGAACAAACUCGGGAGCCGAGCAGCAGCGGCCAGCCGGAGCGAGCGAGACCGAGGGCGAGGACGCAAGCAGCGAGACGAGCGAGCGUGCAAGCAAGCAAGCGAGCGAGCGAAAGCUAUACCAGAGCAAGUCCCUCCCUGCAAGGCGGCUGCAACUGUUCCAGGCUUCCCAGCUAUCCCCUCCAAGACCCUCUGCUCUCUGCGUAGUAGUAGCAGUAGUAGUAGUAGUAUUGGCAGAGCAGCCGCAGCCGCGCCCGCGCGAAGCGAAGAGCGGGGAGCGAAGGGGAGAAGCGGCGGCGAGCGAGCGAGCGGGCGAGCAUGCUCUUGGCGCCCCUCCCCGGCUUUGGGCGGAUCUGCCGGAGGACGGCGGCCGGGGCGCGGUGCUAACCGCCCUCGCCGGAACUCGCGGCCGCGGGAUCUGACGCCGCGCCUGCCUCCUCGGAUCGAUCGACCCCAGCGGCGGCGGGCGGUUGCCGAGGCGCCAGCGCCGGCGGGUUCUCUCGGCUCUGGGACAAGACUUGUGCUCCUUCCUCUUCUGAUUAUAGAAGGGAAAGAUUGCGCCUGCGCUUGCUUGGGCGCCGAGCUGGUGGCGGUAAUCUUCGGGAGCCGCAGGCCCGCAGCCGCGGCGCGCCGGUGGAGAAAAAAAAAAAAGAGCGGUGACUUGGCGAGGAGGAACUUGGGAAAGCAGCGAAUGGGUUUCGGGAAGGCGCUGUGAUUUGGCCUGAAAAGGAGGAACCUUUCCUUCCUCUUCGCCUUCCUUUGCCGGCCGCUCUUAUAUCGCCCUCCUCAUCAGAUCGGCGGCGGCGGCCUCGUUGCUGCUUCUUCCGCAACGGGCGAAAAUGAGGCUCUCGUCGUCGUCCGGCAGCGUCAUCCCGGCGGCUCAGCCGGGCUCGCCGGAAGCUGUGGAGGAGCACAAGUGCCUGAACUCGGAGUUGUGGCAUGCCUGUGCCGGUCCGCUUGUUUCCUUGCCCGCGGUGGGUAGCCGGGUCGUGUACUUCCCUCAGGGCCACAGCGAGCAGGUAGCAGCAUCAACUAACAAGGAAAUGGAGUCUCAGAUCCCCAAUUAUCCUAAUCUGCCGCCACAGCUUAUAUGCCAACUGCAUAAUGUGACGAUGCAUGCUGAUGCAGAGACAGACGAGGUAUAUGCACAGAUGACACUGCAGCCACUCAACCCGCAAGAACUGAAGGACCCAUAUUUACCUGCAGAAUUAGGUUCGGCCAAUAAACAGCCAACAAACUAUUUCUGCAAAACAUUAACAGCAAGUGACACAAGUACCCAUGGUGGGUUCUCUGUUCCCCGUCGAGCAGCUGAGAAAGUGUUUCCUCCACUGGAUUUCACCCAGCAACCUCCAUGCCAGGAGUUGAUGGCAAAAGAUCUUCAUGGCAAUGAGUGGAAAUUCCGUCACAUCUUUCGUGGUCAGCCAAAGAGACAUCUUCUAACUACAGGUUGGAGUGUCUUUGUAAGUGCAAAGAGACUUGUUGCUGGUGACUCUGUCCUUUUUAUCUGGAAUGACAAUAACCAGCUUCUGCUUGGAAUUCGUCGGGCAAAUCGGCCGCAAACUGUCAUGCCAUCUUCAGUCUUAUCAAGUGAUAGCAUGCAUAUUGGUCUUCUUGCUGCAGCUGCUCAUGCUGCUUCGACAAAUAGCCGGUUUACAAUUUUCUACAACCCAAGGGCAAGCCCUUCAGAGUUUGUCAUACCGCUUGCAAAGUAUGUUAAGGCUGUGUAUCAUACCCGUAUAUCCGUGGGGAUGCGCUUCAGGAUGCUUUUUGAGACAGAAGAGUCUAGCGUUAGGAGAUACAUGGGAACAAUUACCGGAAUCAGUGAUCUUGAUUCCGUUCGGUGGCCAAAUUCACAUUGGCGUUCUGUUAAGGUUGGCUGGGAUGAAUCAACUGCUGGUGAGAGGCAGCCUAGGGUGUCACUAUGGGAGAUUGAGCCCCUGACAACUUUCCCAAUGUAUCCAUCUCCUUUUCCGCUCAGGCUUAAGCGUCCAUGGCCAACAGGCUUGCCUUCUCUGCAUGGUGGGAAGGAUGAUGACCUGGCUAACUCUCUCAUGUGGCUUCGAGAUGCCGCAAAUCCUGGUUUUCAGUCGUUAAAUUUUGGUGGACUUGGUAUGAACCCUUGGAUGCAGCCAAGGCUGGAUGCUUCCUUACUUGGUCUGCAACCUGACAUGUAUCAGGCGAUGGCCACAGCUGCUUUCCAGGAUCCAACAAAGCAGGUAUCAUCACCCACAAUGCUGCAGUUCCAGCAACCACAGAACAUAGCUGGCCGGGCUACGCCACUUCUUUCAAGUCAGAUUUUGCAGCAAUCACAUCCUCAAUUUCAGCAGCAACAGUACCUUCAAAACAUCUCAGAGAGUACAAUCCAAGCGCAGGGUCAGUCUGAGUUCCUCAAACAGCAGAUCCAACGCAGCCAGUCGUUCAAUGAGCAGAAGCCCCAGCUGCAGCCCCAGCAGCAACAGCAAGAAUCACAGCAGCAGCAGCAGCAGCAAUCACAGUGUCUGCAAGUCCCUCAACAUCAACAAAUGCAACAACAUAACAUGACCAACUAUCAGUCUGUAUCUAAUGCAUUGUCAGCAUUUUCUCAGCUGUCGUCAGCCUCUCAGUCUUCACCUGUGUCACUGCAAACAAUAUUACCGUUCUCACAGGCACAGAGCUUUACAGAUACAAAUGUAAGCUCAUUGUCUCCAUCCAACACCAACACCAUGCAAAAUACACUGAGGCCAUUCUCAUCAGAAGCAGUUUCUCACCUCAGUAUGCCGAGGCCCACUGCAAUACCUGUCUCCGACCCAUGGUCAUCGAAGCGUGUUGCAGUGGAGUCUUUGCUUCCUUCUCGGCCUCAGGUUUCGUCCCAGAUGGAACAAUUGGACUCUGCACCAGCCAGUAUACCUCAUAGCUCUGCAUUGGCACCGCUUCCUGGAAGAGGAUGCUUGGUGGAUCAAGAUGUGAACUCUGAUCCUCAAAAUCAUGUCUUGUUUGGUGUUAGUAUAGAUUCACAGUCACUGCUAAUGCAAGGAGGCAUCCCUGGUCUCCAAAAUGGGAAUGAUUCAACUGCUAUACCUUAUUCCACCUCCAAUUUCCUGAGCCCUUCACAGAAUGAUUUUCCUUUAGAUCAUACACUAAAUUCUCCAGGUUGCUUAGAUGAUUCUGGGUAUGUGCCGCCAUGUUCAGAUAAUUCUGACCAAGUGAACCGACCACCAGCGACCUUCGUGAAGGUUUACAAAUCUGGAACCUAUGGAAGGUCGCUUGAUAUCACUAGGUUUAGUAGCUAUCAUGAGCUCCGUAGGGAACUAGGGCGCCUAUUUGGCCUUGAGGGCCAGUUGGAAGACCCUUUGAGAUCAGGCUGGCAGCUUGUAUUCGUCGACCGUGAGGAGGAUGUCCUUCUCGUGGGCGACGACCCUUGGCAGGAAUUCGUGAGCACGGUGUCCUGCAUAAAGAUACUCUCGCCGCAGGAGGUGCAGCAGAUGGGCAAGCAGGGGCUGGAGCUCCUGAGCUCAGGCCCUGCGCGGAGGCUAGGUAGCAGCUGUGACGACUACGUUAGCAGGCAGGAGUCGAGAAGCCUGAGCACCGGGAUCGCGUCCGUCGGGUCGGUCGAGUUCUGAUGAGCAGAAGAUAGGGCGCACACAGCAGCAGCAGCAAGUUACACGCCCUCAGGUUAGGGCUGAGGGCUGGUCUGCGACCCCACCCGCAAGCUCGUCGCACACUUCCAAUGGUUUUGCGACCUGGGAACUGGGAUGGAAGGAGCUCGAAUGGAAGUUCAGCGUGGGCCAAGCCUUAGCUCCCAAGUUAUGUACCAUCUAAUAAUUCUGUUCGUCGUAUGAUAUCAAACAACUCCUAAGUAGAAAACUACCAACGGCGGGUGCUCUCCACUGUUGGUAUACCACAUGCUGAAACUUUGUUCUUGUAUGGAGAAAUACUAAUCCUGUGAAUGUAGCCAGGCUCUCUAAUGGUCGAUCAGGUAAUAGCCCUCUUGUUGCCUAGUAGCACACAGCAAGCA
This is a messenger RNA of Sorghum bicolor (sorghum), 4205 nucleotides long. RefSeq names its product auxin response factor 17. Gene Ontology annotation, molecular function: protein binding; DNA binding. Gene Ontology annotation, cellular component: nucleus. The record is from RefSeq and is a predicted model, not a curated record. The transcript has 15 exons. Gene Ontology annotation, biological process: regulation of DNA-templated transcription; response to hormone. Bases 1051 to 3810 code for a protein of 919 amino acids. NCBI's taxonomy places the organism in Eukaryota, Viridiplantae, Streptophyta, Magnoliopsida, Poales, Poaceae.